Loa loa (African eye worm) is the source of this 402-nucleotide messenger RNA. RefSeq names its product peptidase family M13 containing protein. The transcript is spliced from 4 exons. Bases 1 to 402 code for a protein of 133 amino acids. The record is from RefSeq and is a predicted model, not a curated record. Gene Ontology annotation, biological process: protein processing. Gene Ontology annotation, molecular function: metalloendopeptidase activity. Gene Ontology annotation, cellular component: plasma membrane. NCBI's taxonomy places the organism in Eukaryota, Metazoa, Nematoda, Chromadorea, Rhabditida, Onchocercidae.
AUGGUUUGGCGCUCAGGACCUUCUUUUUCCUGGAGUAGAGAUAUCCAAAAGUCUGAGGUUAAUGGUAAACUUACGCAAGGUGAAAAUAUAGCUGACAAUGGUGGCGUUAAAGAAGCUUACAGGGCUUACAGAAAAUAUAUAAACCAAUUGGGGCACGAAGAACCGCAUUUACCAGGUUUCCAAAAUUUCUCCAGUGAUCAGGUGUUCUUCUUAUCUUACGCUCACUUUUGGUGCGGACAUAAGAAGGAGGCAGCAGCACUGCAACAAGUACUUAUUGAUGAACAUAGUCCUGAGAUAUUCCGGGUUAUCGGAGUGUUAUCAAAUUUACCCGAAUUCAGUAAAGCCUAUAGUUGUCCACAGGGUAGCCCACUGAAUCCAUUAAAGCGUUGCACAGUUUGGUAA